GGUAGCCAAAGGAUCGCUGUAGUUUAGUUACUGAACAAUGAAAGAUGCAUAGAGAUUUUCUGGGAUUUGGCUGUCAUAUUUAUUUUUAAUAACCAGCUAAGAGACAGUUGAAUGUCUAAAUUAUGCCCUCUCUUGUAGGGGAGGUUCUGAUGUGGCGAGACGGCAAAGAAAAUUUGCUGAUCGCGUAACGGAGCAUGAUUGUAAAAUGGCUGAAUUUGGAAAUCAACCGUCGGGUUUUAAUCUGCCAGGGAGGCAAGGAUGUUUGUCGGAUCAGGAAAGUUCUUCGGAGAUUUCCUCAGGAGUUGAUUUACAAGAGCGUUUACGAAAGGAGAAGUCAUUUCGCAAACAGACGGACGAAGUAUACCAACGUCUUCAGGACGACUACGAUGAACUUCUAAAGAAAUAUGCACAGGCCGAGAAUACCAUAGACCAGCUGCGAAUAGGAGCAAAACUUAACUUGUAUAGCGACUUACCUCCACCACAACAAAGCUCGUUUGUAAAUGUAACAGUUCACAAACAACCUGGUACGUUUAGAUUUCCGAGAAGUAGCCGUGCUGUGUUGAGCGAAGGCGGCUCUGCGAACGAAGAGACAUCUCGCGGGGUUGAUGCCGGGACGCAAAAUGGCAACCAAUCGAUUUAUGCGCCAAACGCCGGUUCACAUCCUUCGCUCUCUGAUGGCGUGAGAUUAAGAACAGCUUUGUCGUCUAAAGUUGAACAUUUUCAGGAAGAUGUAGAUGCUUUACAAGAUCAUGUUAUGCAGGGACAAUGGGCUGAACCUGAAAUAGAAGAACUGCGGAGUAUGUGUGAGCAAUUGAAAGCACAAAGUGAGAAUUUAAAACGUGAAUUGGCUCAGAUCAGACGGUUGGAAAGUGGCGGAGAUCCUGAAACAUUUGAAGAUGAAAGGUGAGUGAAAAUGAAGAUAAAUUUGACGUUCUUGGUGAAGGUCAAAGAUGUUGAUUGUGAUUAUAUUUAGGCCCGGAAAUUGUGUUUGUAUAGAUGUAUUUUUGUCAACACAAAGUUUGUCGCAAUACAGAUCUCCUCUGUUACAAGUAGCAAGUUUACGUUCUUAUAUUGAGCACAAAAUUUACAAUCGCCUUGAAAGAAGGCGAAUUUUUCGACAGUAUUCAGGGCUGUUUAGACGUGAUAAUUACGUUAACUUUUCUCCUUUAUUUAACAGACAUUUUGUACACUUUCAAUAAAUGAGCUUAUUUAACUAGGUCUUCGACUUAAGCUUUGUCCAAAGUUAAACGAAACUGCUUAAUGAUUAAUGAUAAACGCUCUGAAUUUUAAAACGAUCAACUCGCGAUAAGAAAAAAAGAAAAAUGUUUUCCAGCUGAUUCAUUAUUAUGAUUCAUUGUUUCCUUUUACAAAACUGAAAAGUUUUUCUUUCAAUCCCACUUGUAGAUUUGAAAUAGCCUAACACCUUUGGUAUGCUUUGUAAAAACACAAAACAUUGUUUAGGUUGAAAUGACUGCAGGUGGACUGUAAACUUUGUGAUCCCAUUCUUUUGGUUUAACAUUAUUCAUUCGCUUUUAUAAUGACACCUAGGUUUUGGUUGAUUUGAAAAUUAAUAUAUCAUGCCCAAAGAUAUUUAGGAAUUUUCCUGAAAGGUUUUAGUACAGGAUGCUCCCAGCAGGAUCACAAAGCUAUGAUUUUUUAAUUGUUGAAAUUUUGGAAACGAUAACAGUAGUGUGUACAUUUUUUUCAACAAAUAAUCAAUGUUCCCGUUGACUUGGAAAUAUAGGUAGUGAAAUGGCAUUCACUGGAUAGGCCAUGACACUUUUAAUGUAUCUUUAAAGGUGUUGGUUUCUAAAAUAAGACUGGUGUAGUUUGAAGUUGUGGUAUGAAACUUGUAAUUUUGUCAACCAUGCUUGAUUAAGUAGAAUGCUUAAGCCUACAGUUGGGACUUGAGUAAAACAAUAAUUGUCAAAAAGCUUUUAAAAAGGCAAAACAUGUGUGAAUUUUUCUCAGAAUUAUUUAUAUUUGGAUGUGCAAUAUAUACGUGAUGUCUUUGAAAAGGUUGAUGGCAUAAUUAUUAUUGGUGUUUUUCAGCCAUCAUUAUGGAUUAAUCAUCUUUUAAGGUCAUUUCCCAAAACAGCAUUUCCCCCUUUGCUCAAAGCAAACUGCUCUUACUUUUCAGUUGACUUAUGACAACUUUAUGCUUUAAGCACCACCAUGGGAUUCCUCAGUUGUAUUAGAAUGGGCUGACAUAUCUAAACUGGUUUCAUCAAUUUUGGUCAUUUCCUAAACCUAUAUCCAUUCAAUAGACAUUUUGAUCAUUCACCAAUUUUGGUUAUUUUGGGGCUGGUGCACCAUAUACCAAGUGAAUAGCAAGACUCAAGUUACAUCACAAAGAACACAACAAUGAUAUCUAGCCCUUACACAAUAGCACAAUAGAACAACACAAUAGUGCUUUUAUUGACUUGGUAUAUCGAGCAUCACCCCUUUUUGGCGGAAUACAAAAUUAGUGACAAUUUGGGAAAAAAUAAUUAGUAUAACAGACCCACCACAACACCAGACAGUGCUGUGAAACAGCCACAAAAUACACAUCGUUCUCUUAUACUGUAAGUUUAUUAUCAGUGGUUGCUGAUCAAUGAUUCAAACCAUCGUGCUUUGACUGAGUCAACUGAUUUGACCAGGGAUACCUGGUGGUGGUUCUUGGGAGCAUUCACCCUAAAACAAGGGGUGUUUAACUCUGCAUAUUUCAUUGUAUAUGUAUUGUAUCAUUGCAAAAAAUAUUAUCAUGUUCAUGAAGUCUUUUGCCAGUUAAGGCAGCGUGCAAAGAAAGUCGUGUCCGAUAGCCCAGGGCUAGUGGAUUUUACUAUUGGGCUAGUGAAUUUUGUUCUUAAUUUGCCUGCCUGGCAAGUGAAAUUUUUUAAGGAAUUCUAAUCACAAAAGAACUGUUAUCAACCCUGCUCACCAUCGGGCUAGUUAAAAUGACUUUUGGGCUAUACAUGCUAACUACAGCUUGCCGGAAUGGCAAGUUGUAAUACUGACUUUCUUUGCACCCUGGAACAUGGCAUAUGCUGUACCAAAUUUUAAUUAAUGUGCUUUUUUGUCAGUUAUUAGUGUUAGUCAACUGAUGGUCAUGUGGCUCAGGGUUUUAGUAUGGUAAUGUGGUGGGGUUACUUUGGUUUUGGUCAAAAGAAGGCAGAAAUUAGAACCCUUUCCUGUCUGGGGCUAGAAAAAAUCCUGUGAGGAAAUUAAACCCCAGAAGAUAUCAAAAGAUGAUACUGAUUAUUUUUAGAAGAGUGAUGAACAGCACAAAAAUGUUUCCUUUGACGUGCCAAGUCUAAUUAUUUUGUGAGUCACAGUGAUACAUAAAAGAUUUUAGCAUAACUAAGUUAGAAAAUUCUAAUUGCAACAACCAAAACUUUAAUGUUCAUUACUCAUAAAAAAAUUAAACAUAGGCCUUUUUUUUAUUUUGCAUCUUUUAACUAUAGAAAAUUAAUGUCAAAAUGAGAUAAAGUGUAAACCCAAGCAAAAAUGGACAUAAGUUGUUUGCAUGAGGGCCCCUUUGCCUUUUUGUGAAAGCAACAUGACUUGCAAGUAUAAAGACCUUUUUGACAUCUCACUUUACACUUAUUACAACAGUAAUCUGUGAUGGAUGGCUCACCACUUUGAGUGGAGUCAUAAUAAAAUGUAGCUUGUUCACAUGCAAUGUUUUUGAAAAGAAACCUUUGCUUUAUGUAGUUGUAUGUUUACAUGCACAUUGAUGUGUUUUCUUUGUCUUGAAGUUACUCUAUUUUACUCUACUUUGUUCAUAGUCCAAUUUGAGUAGUUGCAUUGUAAUACAACUGAAGUCCUUAAUAAGAUUCAAAGUUAAAUUCCAGCAUUCAACUCACUCCUUUUUAUUCACACAUUUUAAUUUGAACAUUAGGAAAACCAGGAUGUGCUGAUGAAAGCAUACUUUACCAAGGAAAGUAACCAAAAAAUAAAAUAAAAAAUUAAGGAUUAGAAGCAAGAGGGGAUUUGUGACACUUAUUAUUAUGCUCAGCUCUUGGUGGAGACUAUUCCAAGUCAGUUUUUUUGAAAAAGUGAUAAGGUGUUGUUCUAAUAAUAAUAAAAAAAUAUUUUUAUUAUUCCUUUGCAGUUUUACUGGUGAUUUUUUGCCUGAAGAUAGCAUUAAUGGACAGGUGGGUAAAUUAAUCAACUAUUUUGUAUUAUUAUUAUUUUCUUUCCAAAGCUUUUAGACCUUCUGUGGCAAAGUUAUCUGGACUUAUGCAAGGCUCAUUGGCACAUAAGACAUCUUUAAAGUUUUGUUUUUGUUUUUUUGCUAUGAAAUCUCUUUUAUUGUUAGGAGUUUGUUUCCUAAUUAAGCUAUACGUGUUAAGUGGUAUUGAACCAGAAAAUUCUUCUGAUCCAGCACCUUUCAAAACAACGACAGAUGUGGCACUGGCAAAGACAGAAAACCAGAUGGAGAACUAGACAAACAAAUGUACUGAAAUGCAUAUGCAACUAUCCUGCAUAGCAAGUGGUUUUCUUGUGUUUUUGUUUUUUGUUCAUGACUCAAUCUUCUUUCUCUUGCCGGCUCCCAAUCGUUUUUUUGUGUAACUUCUCACUUUAUGAAACAUCAAUGAAAAAAAUGUCUGCUUUGCACAAUAAUAGUCAAGUGGUAACAUUUAAGGAGAAAAACACUGGCUUGCAUGUACAGGGGCGGAUCUAGGGGGAGGGUGCAGGGGUUGUGCACCCCCCCCCCCCCUGAGAUGACCUGAGGUUUUCUAAUACAACUGGUAUUCUGUGGAAAAAAAACUAUGUGGUUUAUUGGUGUUGAAGUAGAGCAAGAGACGAGUGCACCCCCUCCUGAAAAAAAUCCUGGAUCCGCCCCUGAUGUAUUUGUCAGAUAUACAUUUUCAUAUGUGCUUUGUCCUUGCAGUUAUAUCGAUGUGGGCUGAGACUUGAGGAAAUAUCAGACCAACUGGGAAGUGCAACUCCAACCAACAGGGUACCCAACCAUGAGGGAAGGAGGAACAGUUAUAGUGAAGUGUUAAACAGGUUAAGCAACAUUCCUGUUCUUUGCCUAUGUAGAGUUUCCUUGCUUUCACGGUCAAACUUUGUGUCUGGCAGUGUGGUUUUUACUUACAUGUACAAGACCAUAGUUGAUAUUACAUUUUGAGGCAGCAUUAUUACUUACUUACCAGCCCAAGGAUUUCAAAUCCCAUGGAUGUAUAAAAAGUCCAUUAAUUUCCUUUUGAUUUUGUUGUAACAUACAAAAUAAAGAGAAAUGUGGAAUCAAGUCGGUAUAACAUCCUCAGUAAGACUAGCAGUAUCCACUGUUAGAGCAAUCAGAUAAGCUACAUGUUUAAUACCCAUAAUAUAUUAUUUAUAUUUUUUUUAUAGACCUAGAGAUGGCUAUCCACAAGCAGUGGCUGAAAACCAUGGACAUGAACCUGAGUUACAGAACUUAAUGCAGGUAACUGAUAUGAUGAAAGAAUGAAGAUUCAGCUUUAGGCACAUGAUGUUAUAGGAAAAUUAAAACAAGCCUGCAGAUAACAGCAGACGUCGCUGAUGAAGGGAUCCAAUUGGGUUCCAAAAGCUCUGUGUAACUUUCAAGAAAUUGUUGACCCUCCCUAUUGUUGGUGGUGAAAAAAAUUUCUCUGUAACUAAUUUGAUGUUUCAUGUUUGUAAACACAUGAUACAUUGCUCUGAAAAGAGUUAUAGUGGUGUUUUCUUUUAGUGAGCUUUGACAUGCGCUCUCACUUAAAAAAAGCACUGUUUAUUUUUUAACAACACAAGGCAAUCUACAGAUUUAGCCAGGCUAAAAGCGAAGCACCUGUUUAUGCAUUUUAAAUUUACUACAGACAAUGUAAUUUAAACUAUUGAAAAGACUACAAAUCCAUGAUUAACUUUACGUGAAAACCAUCUGACUGAAAAACUUAAACUUAAGUCUGCGAUCAAUAUUUAAAAGUUAACAUUUGUCUGUGGAAAACUUCAAAAAAAUGUGUGACCUCAAUGAGUUGGCACCUGAGCCUGCAAUAGAGUCAUGUUACACUGGUCAACGGAUACUCUGUUUUGACACCUGUCAAUUGACCAUAAUAUGGUUGUCUAUUAUAAGGUUAACAAAUAGAUUCCAUGUUAGAGCAUUUUCACAUGACAUCACGGCGGCCGUAUUGGUGUUCCAAAACAAUAAAACAGCCGCCAUGUUGGUGUACCCAGAAAAUCCUCUGGUAGUUGAACUCUUUUCUUUCUUUUGUUCCAGUAGCAUAGAUUCUGGCCAAGUGAGUGAAAACGCUCUUUAGAUCACAGAUAACAUCAAAAGAGUUGAAAAAAUUCUGAUUACAAGGACUAGCGCUUCCUAUUAGUAUAAUAAUAAUAACAACGAAUAAUUGGGUUAUGGAAACUUGGAAACAAAUGACAAGUGUGACUUCUGCCCCUUGAAAAAGCCUGUAGCUGCUUAAUGAAAUGUGUAAAAACUCUACAUUUAAUGUAGAGUUUUUUUUGGGAGUGCAAAUGUGUUUUUUUUAAGGCGGCAGUUAGUAUGUAAUGGCUGUUCUCUUUUGAGAAAGUUUGUUAUGAGAGCUUUGCCUUUACAAUACACAAAUAAAUUUGUACAGAAACUUCCUGGUGGAUGUCAGAAUUGCUGGUAACUUAAGUUACUCACCUUCCAAGCAAUCCAUAGCUUCCAGGGAACUGUUCGAUGUAAACGUUAAUUACGUUAUGUCGGCUACGUUGUUUCAGAUUUUCUUACAUAUAGAUUACUGAAGUAGAUAUGCAAUACCCCAUGGUGACCUCGUUUUAUUUUCUUUGUCCCCUUUCUAUUCAACAUUUUAAUAGAUUUGUUUAUUUUCCCCUUUUUCAGAGGCUCAGAAAUAUCAAAGAAGCCAGCCGGAAUGAUUUAACAAGGUAAAUUCUAUGCAAGGCAAAUUUUAUGUGGUAUAUUUUGUUUGUUGUCCAAGACAACCCCUUCCAAAUGUCCAUCUAUUGAACAAAAUAUAUAUCACUUGCCGUGAGAAGUGAAGUUUAUUUUUAGCUCAAUCCCCUCCCACCUCAUUGGGUCAAACUUGAGUCAUGCAAUGUAAUUCUAGCUUUUAAGUCAAUUAAUGAAUUCUUACUGAAUGUACUCAUUCUGAAAAAAAGAAUUAAUUCUUUGAUCUAUUUUUCUUUUAAAUUCUUAGUUUGUUAAUGAAAUCGUGGCCUUCUUAGGUUGUGGAUGUAAAGUGUCAUUUGACUGGCAAUAUGUUCUCAUAAAUAAACAACAUUGUUUAGUGAGAUUUUUUAAUUAUAAAUAAUGGAGAAUUACGGUUCAAGUGUCCACUGCGAAUUUAUUUUCCUUCAAGUUCAUGCAGUAGAUUGUUACAGUUUUUUUCCAUUAUGUUGGAAAAUUCUUUCAUUAUUUUCAUAUGUAUCUUUGAUGCAAAAUCCCAGAUUUCAAAAAAAGUUUGAAUAGACGAGAUUUUUUUCCUCUAAGGCAACAAAAUUUAUUUACGUAAUUUUCUAAGCUACGACUUUGGUGUGUUUACAAAUAUAACGACGGAAGAUUCUAUCCCGUAAACCCCCAUAACAAAACAGAUUUGCAUGGAUAAAAAACCGUAUUGGUCUCCCGGGCAGGUGUCUCCUAGCGAUAUUCAACGACAGGUAGAUAAGUCAAUAUAGCAUAUGAUAAUUUCUGGCAGAAGUGUUUAAAUCGGAUGCUACUGUAUCAGGAUGUUAUUUCAAGAACAUCACUACAGCGAUUUCAUCUUUCGAUAAUGCACGCAUGGCGGCAAGAGCUUUUCAAGAAAACUGCAGCGAAAGCACAGAAGAUGAAGAGAUCGCGAGGAUUUUACGUUGGGCCGCAACAAUGUAAUAUUCUUAUUUUACAUUUUAGCUGUUAAAUUGAUUUGAAUUUCAAGGAUUGAUUUAACGAUGAGGCCGUUUUUGAGUAAACAGAGCUUCAGCCAGUCGUUUGUUAUUUUGAGGGAGUGCAAUGUGUUGUAAGACGGGAGCAGUUUCGUUUCGAGUCAGAUUCUGAUUACUAUACCUGUUGUGUUCUGUUUUUGUUUCAUGUGGUUCUGUGAUGGUAUCAAGACGGCUCAAUGUAUCUUUGUGUCUUUUGUUAAAGUCAACAAAAAUAGAAGCUCGACUUUGCUUUUGUUUUUGCCGCUAUCAUGAUUCUUGGGUCGGUAAUGGUUAAUAGAAAGCAAACGGCAAAGAUCACUUUCAUUCGAUUUCUCUCUUGUUGACCUGUGUCCGUAAUAAUGGUAAUCAUUGAUUAUAAUCGCUUCUAUUUUUCUCUAAAAGAUUGUAGGCUUAUGUUAAUUGUAAAAUUGUAUUUUCAAAAUCUUGAAAUAUUGGAAGUGAUUCAUGUUAUGUUUAUGUAACACAGAAUCGUUCUUUUAGUCGCUACAUCAGUGAUGAGUCGAGUUAAAACGUCUUCAAAUCCUGGAAAUUUAUCCUUAUUUCAAAUGUUUUUCAUUAACAUAACUGGGCAUUUUACAUAGCUAACACAUUUUAUGAAGUGAUUUUAAAGAGUAUUUUCACACAGGUUUUUUAACCUGCCGUACCCUAGGAGUUUUUUGAAAGUGGUGUUAACAAAAUUGUGGGGCGAAACGAUUAUUUCUCAAAACUGUAUAGCGUCUUGAAUCGCCUUUUACAUAUCAUGAUUUUAAAGAGCGCUUAUUUCUUUUAAUGAUUUGUGAUUUGCUUGUGGUUUUGAUAAAAAGGGAAUAGAUACAGUGGAAAAAUGGGAAAGUAUUACUUUUAUAUGACCUAUAGUUAGAACCCAAGAUUUAAUCAUUUUACUGUAAAUCCCGUUUUUAAAACUAAGUUGUCAUAUCCUCAAUUUUUUUAUUAUCUUGUCUCAGCUUCUCUUCACAGUGAUUGAAUAUGUAUAUCGGAAAUUCUUCACGAAGCAUGCCAUUCAAUAUAAAGUUGUUUUUAACAGUGUUUUUUUCUCUGUUGUUUGUUUGCCUCCCCAAGGUGGAGUUUAUUCGCAAAAUUGAUAAUUUUAUUUUUUUGACUUCCAAUAUCGCAUUUAAAACUGCGAACUGAUUUUUGACAUUUUUGUCGUUGGUCUUGCAGAGAAGGGAACAGCACAGACGAUGCUGCGGAUUUUGAUGUGAAUUCCGUCGGAAGAGAAGACGAAUACAAUCGCAGAUUUUCGCUGGGUAAGAUCAAGUUGGUUUUUCCGUUCGUAUAACGUUCAGUUGUAAUGAUAAUUGCAAAAUCGUUUAAGACGCUAAACGUUGUCGUAGUGACUUCCUUUCGUUGCAUUAUUAGUGACGGUGAUUGGGUAAUGAAUUAUUAUUUUGAACCUAUCGCAUGAUUUCAUGUCUUGUUUUAUCCGCAGGUCCGCUUCCAGAUAGCGAUGGUGAAUUUGAGAACAAACAGGUGAAUUAAAAUCUCUUAUUAUAAACCAGUGUUGGCUCCUUUACAGCGAUUUUCUCCGCUUUCUGUUACAUCGCUUACGUAUACCUCUAUUAUAAUCCUAGUCGGACAAAACUAACACUUAACAUAUUCAAAUUGAAUGUCAGUUUUCGCGUCGUAGACGUUUUUAAAUUAUUAGCUGGUGCUUUCGUGCUGUGUCGAAUUUAUUACAAAAUGACAGUUUUUAAAGUAAUCUGAAUAUUCUUGGAAAGCCUUCCGUUAAGAUGUCGAGUCAGUUGACUUUCAUGUUUUUCAUUAUCCAACGUAUAUUGUCACUUUAACCGUUCUUUGUGUGGCGAUAUUGAUUAUGUGAGAGAAUUUUUUAAGCGGAAUUACUGUCUGUUACAUGUGGUUUUGCAUGCAUCAUAACAUUAGAAAACUGACCAAUCAUCUGUCAUCACCUAGUGCGUUCUAGGGGAUUUUGUCUUGAGACGUGUGUAAAAAUUACCUCAAAUUGCGUAAACAAACUUUAUUCAAAUUUCUUUAUCGCUCUAUCAAAAUAAUCGAAAAUGAUUCGAGAGCCGGGCCAAUACGACUGUUCACUGUAUUGAGUUGUUCUUUUGGCGUUUUCGAGUCGAAAGGGCCAGUGCGGUCCAACACAACGGCAAAUGUUUGGAAUAUGGUACUCGAAAGCCGACUGAAUCUUACCACGAAACGUGCUGAGUUAAUUUGACGAAAAUUUGGCAGAGAAUUCCUGGCAAUAUUGAGAAUCGAAGCAUCAGAGUUUUUCCUUUUUGGUUAUGGAAUGGUUUGGGAACGAAGGAUCACUAGAGGAGUUUUAUUUGGUUCUCUUGGAUGGAAGAUUAGAAUAUUCGGUGAGCGCUGUCGGUGAUUUUAUGCUACUAGCGUGGCAUAAUUAGUGGUGAUUAAAAUUAGAAGUUACGCUUUGUUACUCUUUCGCCAAUCUAACAUCAAUUAAGUAUAAGACUAUUCAUAUAAAAAAAAAAUGCGGAUAAUUUUGUUAUCUUCCUGUUUAGGUAAUACUACAAAAUUUUCUGUCGUUUUGUAUCAGUGAAAACCACUGUUGAGGUGGUUUUGCGAAGAAUUCAGAUCAAUUCCUAUAUCAUAGGCGAAAAUCGUGGAGCAGGGGAAACCUGCCAAGUAUAUUUUGCUAUUUUAGGGCAUACUACAUUAUUUUGGAAAGAAUUCGUUAUGUGUGCCAUAAACGGAGUUCUAUUUUUGUUUUCUAGGGGCUUGGUGACCACGCCGAACCCUUGGACCUUCAAGAGUCUGGCUACUUCGCAUCCGAAUCCAUGAGCGUUCAGGACCCUGCGUCUGAACCUCUAGAGAGUCAGUAUUUUGCCAACAGUCAAGGGCCUUAUGACAGAUCACGAGGAAAUUCUUUACUGGCAACAAGGUACAGACGGUUUUUUCCUCAAUAUGAAUGGACUCCGACCCGUUUCCAUUCAUAUGGGAUUUAUGCCAAAUCAUGUUCUAUUAAAAAGGGAACACGCGUUUCUUUCUGUUGAAAAGAAACAAAGCAAACACAUUUAUAAAUUGACGAAGCCGUAUUUAGUGAAGAUUCGUUUGCCUCAUUUCCAUGGAAAACAAGCCCCAAGGAAUGUGUGCUUUUGGCCUUGAAAAGAGUAGUGUGUUCACAGUCCCCUAUUUUUCCAUAAGACCGUCGAGAUCGAAGACCCCGACACCCGCCCCCUCGGUACAUUUAAAAGCCAAGAUGGCCGCCAUUAACGGUGAGACGCGCGGUACCUCGACGAUCUCACGGAAAAAUAGGGGCCUGUAUGAAGUUUAUAAAAAGAGGAAUUUCGGGUCUUUUUGUAAUCGCAUUUCCCUAGCCUGUGUACAAACGUCCCCCCUCCCUCAGAAAAAAUCGGGAGAAAAAAAAUCACGAUUUUUUCUGAGGGAGGGGAGACGUCUGUACACAGGCUACAUUUCCCCCCUCCCCUAUAUUGCGAAGUUUGUAUCAGUGGAGAGUAUUUUAAGAAACUAAAAGCGGUGGUAUUCUUGGCAGGAACAAGGUAACUCGGAAAUUCGUCGUUGACUUGCUUGAUGACAUUCGUAAAACUGAUUGGACAAGAAUCGAAAACCCGUGGUUAAGGUUUUUGAGGACACCAGCGACCCUAGCCUGCGAACAGCCGACGCAUUUCCAACUUAGCGACGACCGGAAAUGCCUCGGCUGUUCGCAGGCUACCGCGACACUUGUGUCGUGCUGUAAUAAGAUGUAAAGAUAGUCAAUGAGACAGUGCUUUCCUUAGGUCAGACAGCAAGUGUACAAGAAUACCCGCUAUUCUAUAUUGAAUUCUGUCAAUAACGUUCUGUUUCUUUUUUUAUCAGCCCCCGUCGGUUGUCCGUCUCUUCCACUGCUGGCCAGCGUUCACGAACCGGGAGUCACGUGAGCCGUUCCAACACAGCAGACGUUGACUCACCCCCUCCUCCCGAGGACGAAGGUGACAACGAUUUAGCUUCUUCUAGUCUUCCAUCCCCCCANGUCCGUCUCUUCCACUGCUGGCCAGCGUUCACGAACCGGGAGUCACGUGAGCCGUUCCAACACAGCAGACGUUGACUCACCCCCUCCUCCCGAGGACGAAGGUGACAACGAUUUAGCUUCUUCUAGUCUUCCAUCCCCCCAGACCUCUCCUGGUAGUACCAGAUCCCCUCGAGCUUACUCCAGCCCCGUGCAAACUAAUGUGAAUGGCAUACCCCCUCCAUCCCGACGCCAGGACAGUCACGUGAGCGAAGACAAUAGUAAACGCUCGCGGGAAAGCUCAAGAGCAUCUCGUUUACCGCGAUCUAGAUCCGAUCAGGAUGGUUUGCGUGACCAUGGUGCUGCUGCGAACCCUGACGGCACGUUUGUAGAACGUGAUCGUGCCCCUAGCAAUCGCAGUCUGCCACGUGAAGCAUACGUGCCCCAGGACACUCGAGGCAGGCGAAGCAAUUUGCGUGAUCCUCCGUGGAGCGCGAAUGAGUCACACGAAGAAAACGCACGCAGACCAUCGCGUGUUGUCCAUGGUCGUCCUUUAAGGGCCAGUGUCUCAGGCGACAGUCGUGUUUCGACUCCCCUGUUCCUUCCUGAUGGAGCUCCCCGACCGAAAGAAACUCAGCGAAGGGGCAAGCAACGCAACCCGACCGCUGACUCCGAAAGAGGCUUUGACAGCGGAUUUUUUGGUUCGGAGGGGAGUCGGAUUUCUCGAGGGCACGAGUCGCCCGAUAUCCGUCCGACAUUUUAUCCCGAAAAUAAACUUCGGGUCGCUCCUUUGCAAGAACACUCUGCUACAGAAACGGAGGACGACAGGCUUCAUACGACCGUUCCCAAGCAUACUCCGAAGCUGAUACCCAGAAAUAGGGACCAUAGACGGCGACGAUCUUCUCUCCAAUCUUUGUCUGAAAGCGAAGAAGAUCGUGCCCUUGAAACAUCACACGCUAAACCUCCAACGAGGACACCCUCGUCUCAACGAGAACGGAGGAGUCAUCGGCACGCUCUGACUCAUCCUGCCCCUCGGUCGGAUAACGAAGGACAACGAAGACUUGACGACUCUUUACGAAGACACGCGUCAACUCCGAGCUUAUACGAUGACGGUGCGGGAGAUAGAUCUGAACAAAUCGGAAGAGGCUCAAGGACUCCAACCCGUCAUGAGAAGGCGUCGACUCCAUUGAGGAGCACUGGUAGGGAGUGUUUUUAUUCUACCUAUUUAAGGGUUCCUGUCUUCACUCGUUGUUCUGCCGAAUGAACCGUGCAAAUUUUGAAUUCGCCAAAUGUCAGCGCCAGCUGCUCGGUCCGUCGACCUCUUUGCAUUCUGAAUGCCGGUGCUUUCAAAGUUACUCGAAACUUUUCAAUACUCUCGAAAACUCCUUUUAUCUCCGUCUCAGAAAUUAAACGUUUUUGACACGUUUAUUAAAAACGACUCAAUCUUACGAAAUAUAUUUUUUUACUUUCACAGUGUGGUUCUGUGUUGUGUCAGUUUAUUGUUUUUUUUACCGACUUUGAAUCUGAAUUUCAUUAUUUCAAUCAAACCCCGUACACGUCCCCUUUAUGGUCUUUUAAUUCCAUUAAAGUACCAGGUUAAAAUCUGCCAUUUUCUUUCAGUAUAACUUAAGUCCUUAUUUUUAAGAAAAACAUGUUACGCUCAGUGUGCUUUUAAUGUCUUUUGAUAACCUGCAACCGAUCAAGGACAUCAUCGAAAUCUGAAUAAGAAAAUGGUGAUUAACGAGCUGUGUUUUUCCCUUUUGUUUUAGAAGCAAGUCGAUUAAUUACUGAAAAAGCUAGGUAAACAGUUACAGCUAUUGUGUGUGGAGAAUUUAACUUAAUUUCCGUUAAUUCUCUAAAUUUUACCAUUUUGGAUUAAUAAAGCCAUUACCUCCUCGCGAAAGAAUGAGCAAAAUUGAAAUACUAGUAUCUUACGGUUUCGUCUAAAAAACGGACUUCUAUUCUCGGUUAAAAUUCCCGUAAAUAUGGCGUGUUUUCUCCAUAUUUUUGCGAAAGAAACUGAUAUUUUGAUAAACAAAGUUGAUAUCCCGCCAUUAUGCGGUCUAUUUUUCGUUUGAACGUUUCUUGGCGUGUUUAUUUUAUUACGUAUGGGCGCAUUCAUUUACAUCUUAUCUUCCAAUGUGUCGGCUGGGUCACUUAAACAUCUUAUCCAAUAACCGUGUGGAUAGAAUCCUUUUAUGAUCCUCCUAUGAAUCCAAGUCUCGCGUUCUUAAUCAACAGACUGUUUCGUUUCGUGAUCGCGACACAGUGCACAUGUUGCAAAGAAGCUUCAUCAAAUAUUACGGUAUUUUGAUUUUCGUGCAAAUGUUUGUCACUUUUGUCAUAUAACUCACUAACUAGACCGAAUUAACCUAGGAGGUUCGCCUUAUUUGGAGACUGGUCGAGGAAGACAUUGGUUUUUGUUCCUAGGUAUAUUUUUGGACAUUUUAUUUGACAGCGAACCAAUCAAAAUCGAAAGAUGGAUAUUUAUUUCAUGGUUAGAUACUUCUUUUGAUAUGUGUUAUUUCACAACGCUCAUGGCUAAUAUCUGCUCGUAAUAUAAGAAUGUUUUGUACUGUGACUAAUGCCUUGAUAUGUUCUUUAUACGAGAGGGUCUUUUUGGAGGUAACGCUUUGAUUCACUUCAAAUCCAUCUGCUUGGCACUAAUCUAAAGAUUAUGUACUCUUAAAUUAAUAAUACAUAGGCGUCUAACGAUAUUAGAACUGUUAGCAAGGUUAUUAGUAAAGAUAUUUAGGUGGAUGUGUUGAAGCGAUAAAGAAAAGUAAUGAUGGAUUUCUUUCGAGGUACUGCUUUUGUAAGUCGCGUGUGCAUUCUGGUUCAUUAAGAAAUCACUUGCUUUAUUUUCCAACGGGUAAAAACUCUGUUUAGACAUUCUCGUUUGUCUCUGUGAACUAAAAAUCAAGUUAUAAAAUUAAAGACUAUAUGUCAUGUUUUAUGAACCCACCUUUCAACCACAAUAUACACUAGGAAGCCAAACCUACAUUUCUAAAAUCUUGAAAUGAAACAUUACUUUAUAAACGGAAAGUCGAGCCUGUCAGUGCUUAUGGUUGUUUUUGGCUCUUAAGUUUAUCUUGUUGUGUCCUUAAAAAUAGUAAUGCCGGGGUCGGGCACAUACACUGGACGCGCAAAUAACCUGGAUAUACAGCCGUGCAAUCUCAUAUGUAGUCAUCAGUGAAGAUGAUAUGAAGUAUAAUUUUCAGUUAUAAGACUCCCUUGAAAAAUAAAAAGGGAACCUCUCCUUUUACUUGUUUACUUUCAUUUUUCUCCGUCACGCUUUCUUAAAACCAUCAACUUUCCAUUUAUUGCGGUUCAAUUGAUAUUUGUUAUCCAUGAAUUUUAAUCCUGGAUGUUGCUUUAUUAAUAUGAUCCCCAAAUAUACUUUUUUAUGUUUGUUUUUAACCUUGGGGCUUAAUCAAAUGUUGUCAACGAAUGAAAAGAAAAAUAGUAAUUUAUCAUCCGUCGUUAUUGCGCUAAUUGGUUUUCCACAACACCAGGUUCACUUGCUUUAACAUUUUAUCGGUUGUGCUAGGCAACAUUUCAGGUGUGUAAAUUAUGUUAAAAGUGCUAUGAAUUACACCUCAACUAUGAUGGUCUUAUGUCGUGUAUAUCUGUGAGUUUCUGAGUUCACAUUAAAGCUUCGAAUCGAUUAAGAACGAUAGAGCCAUGACACAAUAAUGACGAUUCUUGUUGCAAAUUAAAAAGAGAAGAGUCCUUCAAGUUUCUUAUCAGUCCCAAUCUUGCCAAGCAUUUUAAUAAUUCGUGUUACAUUGUAGGUCCGCGAUUAGAACAAACCCGUCCAAUGGAUAAACAGAGCGUGCGCAGUUAUCCCGGAGACCGUGACUCUGUGCGGUCCGUUAGGCGGUCCAGAAGAGAAGACAGCAGCAGCGGUUACAGUGAUAAUGAGAGGAGAUACCGCAGGUCAGUAUGCGCAUUAAACAGACGUCAAAAGAUGUUUUUUGUGCCUAUUUUGUAUAACUAGGUAAUAAUUUUCCUUGCUAAUUGUCUUUCUUUUGAUAUGUAUAUUCUACAGAGAUCCUGUUGACAAAUUGAGGAACGAAUUACAGAGCUUGCAAACGCAACUUCAGCAAGAAACAAACGCACGUGGAAUGCAGGCUCAUAUGUAUGACGAUCUUCGCCGAAGACAUGACGAUCUCGAGCGCGAAAUGGCACGACGGGGAGCCGAGCAACAGAUGGCGAACAUGUACGACAACCUGCAGAAAAAAUACGACGCACUUGCUAGCGAAAUGUCCCGAAGUAGAGAUGCUGCAACAAGUCCCUCGCCAUAUAAUGAUCUUCGACAACGCGUGGAGGAUCUCGCUCGUGAUUUAGGCGAGCUGAAACGAAGAGAAUAUGACAGACCCCCUCCCUCACCUACACCCCAACUCCCACCCCCACAGCCAGCUCCAACACCAACACCAGUAGCACCACCCCCACAGCCUCCAGAUGUUUCUUUGAUGCAGUUUUUGUGUCCAUUCUGUGGAGGGUCUGGAACUCACAGCCACGGAAAUUAUUUCUACCCUGGCUAUUCUGGUCCACCACAGGGAACCCCUUCACCAACCACAGGGACACCUCGACCGCGUCGUCAUACAGAGACGCAGACAACGUACGUGCCGCAAGUUACGAACACCUUCGUCCGUCAUCCAACAACCCCAGCAGCGACGUCCACACCUUACGCACCCUACUACCAUAAGUAAGUGAUAAAGCUCUGCCAAAAGGGGUGGGGAUAAGUUUCCGAUUGUGCCUUUGUCUCUCCCAUGGUCGCGUUCGCGUUAGUGGGGAGAAACUGACUAUCAGACGUUCGGAUUUCCUGUUUGCAUUUUCCUGUAGUCAAUUUAUUUUAGCAAGAUCGCUCUUCCCUUCAGACGUUCCCGCUGCAUGGCAAAGAGGGCUCUACGGGAGAAAGAGAGACGAGGAAGUAGAACAAAGAAUUAUUAUGCCGUUGCGGAACUGUUACGUAGAGACGGCCCCUCUUUUUGGUCAUUUAUUUGAGUUUAAUGAUUUAUGGGCGUCUUACAUGUAUGUCUACUUCACUUGUCACCAACCUUAUUCAAGAUCCUUUUAUUCAUUUUAAAUUUGUUUUGAUUAAUUUGUAACCUGUUCUUUCCUAGCGUGGUUACGUCACCAGUUCAUCAUCACACGCUCACAUAUCCUGGCGCAGCAACCGGAUCUCCCAUAGUUCCGACUACAGUUAUAACCCCCGGUGCCCCUAUGGCACCUGUCGAAAGGAUCACUGAGACUCCCACGGUACAUCAUAUUCAUCACCUCCCAGGGAAUAGGCCCCGCACUCACAAACAUCGUGCUCGUGAAGUCUCGGACAGCGAUGAAUCGGAUAGUGAAGAGGAAUAUACUGUACAAAGAUCUAGGGGGUAAGUUCAUGUAAUUCCUCAAUUUUUGUUUAUUAAAAUGAGUCAAAUCAAUAAACGAACACAUGAAUAUUUACAAGCACAAGCCAAGUGGGCCUGAGCAAAUAGUAGAUAAGUUAAUAGUGCUCAAUAGUGUUGCUGUUGAUGGUGACUGACGUUUCGACAACCUUUGCGGUAGUCAUCUUCAGAGUCUAAGUGAGUUGUAUCACGUCAGUUGAUGGCAUUAAACUCUGGUCGUUGACCUGAUUGAAUGUUCAAUUAAGUCGCGUUGGUAUUGGUCGUCGGUCAGUCAAGCAGUUAUGUUAUUGGCUAUGAAGACUCGAAAUGUCAUUGGUGCGGUUCGAUCCGUCUUUUGUACAGUUUAACAGUCGUUUCUUGUUAGUCACAUUGUCGUUUGUCCACUCAGUCUGUCGUAGUUAGUUUUGCUUGAGUCCCUCAAUAAGUCGUUUGUACACCGCUGGUAACUGUAGGCUUAACACCUGAACAGUCAGCAAAUAGAUCAGAGCUACGGAGCCGUCAUGUUGUUUCGUGUUAUGAAUGUUGGACAGCAAAAAAUGAAUUCUUGCGCAGACUCUCCCUUUAAAACUAUUCUGAAUCUCUCCCCUUUGCAGCAGACAUUCCCGACCUAGAAGCAACCUGGCCAACCGUAGCAGCUUAGGCGGCUAUCAAGGGGAUGAGGUGAGAAAACAGUCAUUUUACAUGUAAAGCCUUGUAUCUGUAGUAUUUACAUCGGGCAGAUCACGGAGGAUAACUCAUUCAGUUGUUUUAGCUUGGAUGUGAAGACUAAGAUUUUGUAAUUGUAAUUUAUUUACCUACGGAGCGCUUAGGAGUUUUUAAGAACUCGUUGAAACGUGUCCGUGUGUUCUAGAUCGAAUUGGAAUUUGGAAGUGUUGGUUUUUAAGCUAAAGGAGAGGGGGAAACCGGAGUACCCGGAGAAAAACCUCUCGGAGCAAAGGAGAGAAUUAACAACAAACUCAACCGACAUAUGGCGUCGACGCCAGGAUUCGAACCCGGGCCACAUUGGUGGGAGACGAGUGCGCUCACCACUGCACCAAUCUUACUUCCCAAGAUGAACUUGGAGAGGGCACCCUCCCCCAUCUGGUGACUGAAAGAUAAUCUCAAUAUUUUCCUUGUCGUAGAGCAAGGAGCCCAAAAGUGUGACCUUAUUCAAUUAAUUCGCAUUCUUUCAUGCAUACAGUAACCAAUCAAAAGUCGAGGACAGUUUUCAGCUGGCCUCUGAUUGGAUUAAAUCUGCACGAAAGAAUGUGAAUAAAUUAAAAGCGGUCACCCUUUUGGGCUCCUUGCUGUAAGUCUCUGAGACAGUUUUACAUGAAGAUAUAAAUCAGAACUAUUCAAAGGGCAGAUUUCUGAUUUGUUUGACCAGUCAUUGAUUUGAUUGAGACAUUAUUAUUUAUUUUUUUUCUUGUUUUCUUUAUUGCAGCUUGAGAGCCAUCGACUUCAUCAGUCACUCGAUGUAGCCAAUAAAGCGGCAAGAAAAAUGCAGCAACUUUCCAAGAGAAUGCUGAGCAACAUCGCAACGGACCUCAUACGAUCGGGGAAAAGAUAGCAUUUUGAUCUAAAUUUAUAUUAUGAUCCAAGCUGUUAUCAAAACUUCCACCCAUCAUAGUUCACCAUUCAGACGCGUGCUUCAACUUGAACCACAAUUUGAAUUUUAGUUGUUAGCCCUCUGGAGCUUUGAUUCUGGUCUCGCUUGGGGAACAAUGUGUCAACAUGGCAGUAAAUAAUUGUUUUAGUUAGAUAGCAGCAACUAAGAAAGUCUUAUCAAAUUUUUAUGGGAGGACGAAAGGCAGCUUUAUCGUUUCACAGCAGAAGGAUUCCAUGGAAAGCACGCCGCAUGUGGUGCCCUUGUAGCCGAGGAACAGCGCAUGCUUCUGUGUCGCCUUAUGUUUCGCUGCUUUCAUUUCCGUUCUCUGUCAGUUUCUAGCGCUUGGUGCUUAGAUUUCCUUAAUUUCGUAAGACUGCACAGCGUACAGAGGAGUUUAGUUAGCCGUUCCCUCCUCCACAGCCUUUCUCUAGGCUUUGUAGACAAGCGAGAAGUGCGAGAGCUGGUGACAAGCGAGAAGCGCGAGAGGAGGGUUAUGGGAACGAGCAUAGAGCGCGAGCGGGGAGUGAUGGGAUGGAAAAAGAGAGAAAAGGGAAACCAGAGGUGGCGUCUUGAAAUGUCGGCUAUUUUCUCAGGCUAGAAUCAACGUCAUGUAUAACUCCUCUGCACCCUGUGGAGACCAGAAACACAGCUCCAGACUAGCUUUUGCCAACACACAACAAUUUGCUUAUCCAUUGGAGGCCAUAAGAGCUUGCAAGUGAAGCAGGAGAGUCAGUUUAAUAUUCCCUCGCAAUAACUCGUUUCGUGGCCCUGCUGCCAGCACUUUGUCAACGCAUUUUGUUUCUUCUAACCAACCUUUUAUGCCUAAAAACCGUGGUUUCACUGUUGAAAAAAAGCGGGUUCAUGGGUGCUCAUUCCAUAUCCAUUUAGACGAUUUGUGCUUUCGCGUGAAUCGUUCGCAAAAGUUAGGUAUCGCUCUUUUUUCGGAAUAGAACAUAACGCAUUGUAAUUCAAACAUGUUGAGGGCAGUGUUUUAUUUUUAUAUUCUAAAGGCAGUAUUAAGUAAAGCGCUUUUAUAGAACUUUAUUUUAUUUAAAUGCUUAUCAUUUUCACUCCAAAUAUACAUUCGUGUUAUUAUAUUUAUUCAUUUAAAGCUAUUACGACGAUUAAUGACGAGUUUUUA
Porites evermanni is the source of this 19898-nucleotide messenger RNA. Lineage: Eukaryota; Metazoa; Cnidaria; Anthozoa; Scleractinia; Poritidae. The record is from the annotation of a GenBank genome assembly.